Messenger RNA from Onychostoma macrolepis, 3589 nucleotides. RefSeq names its product SUV3-like helicase (gene supv3l1). Gene Ontology annotation, biological process: mitochondrial RNA 3'-end processing; RNA catabolic process. Gene Ontology annotation, cellular component: mitochondrial degradosome. Gene Ontology annotation, molecular function: hydrolase activity, acting on acid anhydrides; ATP binding; RNA helicase activity. Lineage: Eukaryota; Metazoa; Chordata; Actinopteri; Cypriniformes; Cyprinidae. The record is from RefSeq and is a predicted model, not a curated record. The transcript has 15 exons. Bases 173 to 2464 code for a protein of 763 amino acids.
CACCAAAAAAAUCUUGGGUCCUUCGGCACGUUGUCACUGAGAGGAACUUGACCUCCUUGUCAUCAUAGGUAUUAGUACUGUUGCAGUAGUUAAACAGAGUUUAUUAACAUGAAGUUUAUAAUAUAAAUUGUGCGACCGCGGCUGCCCUCGAUUAAGUUAACAGAAGCUGAAAAUGUCGGUAAAUCGCUGUGUUUACUUAUUGUCGCGCUCUCACAUCCGAUACCGGGUAUGUGCUAGCACAGCUGCUGUAGCAAACAACACUACACUGCAUCCAACAAGAAGGACAUUUGAAAAAUUAUCAAGUAGAUAUUCAUCUUCAGACAGUUCAUCGAGACCCCUUGACACUUCCCUGUUUGUACCGCUCACCGUCAAAAGCCAUGAAGUCGCGGACGGGGCAGUCGGCGAGGAGUUGACGCAACCGCUGGACAGAAGUGAACUUCUGAAGGUACUGAAUAGAUUCUACAAAAGAAAAGAGAUGCAAAAACUUGCUGCUGACCAAGGGCUUGAUGCUCGUCUGUUUCAUCAAGCAUUUGUCAGUUUUAGGAAAUAUGUGCUGGAAUUGAACUCAAUAAAUGCUGACUUGCAUAUUAUUCUUAGUGACAUCUGUUGUGGAGCUGGUCACAUAGAUGACAUUUUCCCAUACUUUAUGAGACAUGCCAAACAGAUCUUUCCUAUGUUGGACUGUAUGGAUGAUUUACGCAAGAUCAGUGACCUACGGGUCCCAGCAAACUGGUAUCCAGAGGCCAGGGCUAUUCAAAGAAAGAUUGUAUUUCAUGCAGGACCCACCAACAGUGGUAAGACCUAUCAUGCCAUCCAGAGAUUCCUAGCAGCCAAGUCUGGAGUUUACUGUGGACCGCUAAAGCUGCUGGCCCAUGAAAUCUAUGAGAAGUGUAAUGAUGCUGGAGUGCCAUGUGAUCUGGUCACAGGGGAAGAGAGAAUAUUUGUUGAUUCAGGAGGAAGACUGUCUGGCCACAUUGCCUCUACCAUAGAGAUGUGCAGUGUCACAACUCCAUAUGAAGUGGCUGUCAUUGAUGAGAUUCAAAUGAUUAAAGAUCCUGCCAGAGGAUGGGCAUGGACGAGAGCUCUUCUUGGUUUGUGUGCUGAGGAGAUCCAUGUGUGUGGAGAAGCUGCAGCAGUUGACUUUGUCACUGAACUCAUGUACACCACUGGUGAAGAGGUUGAGGUACAUAAUUAUAAGAGGCUGACCCCUUUUUCAGUCUCAAACCAUGCUGUGGAAUCGUUGGAUAACCUGAAGCCUGGCGACUGCAUUGUGUGCUUCAGCAAAAAUGACAUCUACUCAAUCAGCCGACAGAUAGAAGUCCGUGGCCAGGAGUGUGCCGUCAUUUAUGGCAGCCUGCCCCCUGGCACCAAGUUGGCCCAAGCAAAAAAGUUUAAUGAUCCAGACGACCCUUGCAAAAUCCUUGUUGCCACAGAUGCAAUUGGAAUGGGGUUGAACCUGAGUAUUAGGAGAAUCAUCUUUAACUCUCUGGUAAAGCCCAGUGUGAAUGAGAAGGGGGAGAGGGAGCUGGACACUAUUUCCACCUCACAGGCGCUGCAGAUCGCUGGCCGAGCAGGACGCUUCAGCUCUGUGUUUAAAGAGGGUGAGGUCACUACUAUGCAAAGGGAUGACUUGCCUGUUUUAAAGGAGAUCUUGGGGAAGCCUGUUGACCCUAUUGAGACAGCAGGAUUACACCCCACAGCAGAGCAGAUAGAGAUGUUUUCCUACCAUCUUCCCCAAGCGACUCUCUCAAACCUCAUUGAUAUAUUUGUGAGUCUUGCACAAGUGGAUGGACUUUACUUUGUGUGCAACAUUGAUGACUUUAAAUUCUUGGCGGAUAUGAUUCAGCAUAUCCCUCUGAAUCUGCGUUCCCGCUAUGUGUUCUGCACGGCUCCCAUUAACAAGAAACAGGCCUUCGUUUGCACAUCCUUUCUCAAGUUUGCCAGACAGUUCAGCAGAGAUGAGCCUCUGACAUUCAACUGGGUGUGUCGACAUGUGAAUUGGCCCCUGGCCCCUCCCAAAAACAUCAAGGACCUUGUUCAUCUGGAGGCUGUCCAUGAUGUGCUAGAUCUUUACCUUUGGCUCAGCUAUCGCUUCAUGGACAUGUUCCCAGAUACUAAUCUCAUCCGUGAUAUUCAAAAGGAACUGGACGGAAUCAUCCAGGUUGGCGUGCGUAACAUCACAAGGCUGAUCCGUGCCACAGAGGAUCAAUCCGCCUCUUCAGAAACCACUACCUCCGUAAGACUUUCUGUUUUAGACACACCUUCACUGAGGAGGGGACGAGGGUCAAAGAAUCAACAAAAAGAGCCCAGGGCGAUGGACUCUUCACUGAGCUCAAGGUUGGUGCGGGACGGACUACUGACAAAAGAACUGUUACAGCAGCUGCAGAGAGAAUGGGUCGGAGAGAAGAGCCAAAAUGGAGAUGACUCCAAUUCAGCAAAUAAAGGGAAAAGAAAGAAAAAGUGAACACUAACCUGAGUAACAUGGACUUGUAUAUACUUUUAAAGGAUCAAGAGAACAGUAUGGCUGUACUGCUGAUGUUUUGAACUUGUAUCUCCAUUUCUGGAGCACUAACUUGCUAUAAAACCGAGUGUCAGAAAGAGCCCUGUAACACCCCCUUUUAGAUUUGACAAUAAAAUUAUAUUGAUAUUUUUAAUGGAUCUCCAUUGCUUAACCAUAGAAAAAUGCAGUUUCUUCCACAAAAUAAUAACCAGAAUCAAAAACACUGAAAAAGAGGUAAUUUCUGACACCAUCAGGUUCCCAUGACCAAAAAAAAACGCAAGGCUGCAGCACAUGACCUACAGUCCACUGUCAGCCCACUGAACCUGUCGUUGAAAACCAAUAAUUUGUGUUUACCCUCUUAUUUACCCUCUUCUAUUUUUAGCAUGGUUAUGCAGUCUGAUGUUAUUUUAGGAACUCUACUCAACCAAUGAAAUACUACAGCUGAUAUGUGGAUUGAUUUCGUCAUUGUUCACCUUACUGCAACAGCCUUGUACAGUUGAGGGUAGUGUCCUGCUCAGUUUUAAAAAAAUCAAUGCAAAUCAGAACUUGUCAUAUGUUACAGGAUAAAUUUAAUGGUACUGUCUACUAAAGCUGCACGAUUAAUCGAUAAAAGAUCGCAAUCUCGAUUCAAACACCCAUGCGAUCUUGUUUCUAAAUGUCAACGAUUUGUCUGUCUGUUAAACCUUUGAUAGUCAUAUUGAAACAUUCAAAUCUGUUGGCGCUGCCGCGGAGUUAUCAUGCACACAGUAUCGUUUCUGUCUUACAAUCAUUAAUAUUAUCACAGAAGAACUAAUAAAAGAUAAAAAUGUAUAGUUCGGAUAUAAACGAUCAAAAUGGAGCAAAUCAUAGUAAUUUUCACUUUAAAUUGACACUUCAAAUAACGUUUGUUGUUUACGGUGUUGAUUACAUUGUUUCACCAAUAGGUGCAAACUGACUGUUAAAAACAUUAUUCAAGAGAUUAGUUCAAAAAUGCUGAUUCAUUCAGUAAUGGAACAAGUGAUUUAUUUAUGAGUGAGCCAUUGGAAUCAUUCAUCUCUAUUUGAAUCAAAAAAAAUUGUCAUUCUCAAUUUAUCCAGAAUCAUGCAGCAC